AACCCGAACUCUGGCUGGUAAGUUCUCCAGAUCAGGUGGAGUUAUGGAAACACUGAAGAUGAGCUCGUGUACAGAACUCUGAAGAACAUCUGAAGAACAGCAUGGGAAUAUUGGAGAGAGAGAGAGAGAGAGAUUCACACCCUCAAGAGGACAGCAGUGUCUUUAUUCUACAGGUUCUCUGGUUCCCUGAAGCACCAUCACCAUGUCUGUGAACACCGGGAACAGAGAGAAUCACUGCAGUGUGAUUGACAAACAGUAAACCGCAGCCCCGGAUCUUCCACACAUCCGGAUAUCACAUCCCCCUCUUGUCCACGAAACCCCUUUUUUCUGUUGUUUUUUUUCUCCCUCUCUCCGUUCUUCGACGAAUCUUCGCUCGGUGUGGUUUUUAAUGGAACAUGGCGAUACGGACUCGGUCCUACAGCGUCGUGUGCUUGCUGACCGUUCAGAUCAUCAUCCUCAUCUUCAGCGUGCCGUGGAGCGGAGUGGACAGCCUCACCUUCCCGCAGCAUUACACGAUAAUGCACUGGGCUCGGCAGAUAGAGCAGGAGAUCGACCGAGUCCUGCAGCAGAUCAGUGGAGUGCAGCAACUUAAAGGGCUGUACAGUGAGAAGAGGAGGCAGUACACCCUCGUCAGGAAUAAUCCCAGAGAGAUAGUGGAGAAAGUGGCCUCAGACAUUGAGAAGCUGCUGUCCAAAAAGAAGAAGGCUCUAGAGAGACUGGCCACAGAAGCAGAGAGAGUGCAGACGGCACACCGAUGGCAGGACGGCAUCAAGGAGUGGGAGAUCGAGUACUACGACUCCAAGGCAGAGAUGGACUACGAUGGGGAGGAGAUAGAGCCUCAGAUGUCUCUGAAGCUGGAUUUUGUCUACGACCCAAAUUUCAAAAACAACGUGAACUACUCAUACACAGCGGUUCAGAUCCCCACAGACAUCUACAAAGGAGCUCCGGUGAUUCUGAAUGAGUUGAACUGGACACAGGCAUUGGAGAGGGUUUUUAUGGAGAACAGUAGAGAUGACCCCUCGCUGCUGUGGCAGGCAUUCGGCAGCGCCACCGGUGUCACCAGGUAUUAUCCAGCCACACCGUGGAGAGCGCCGGAUAAGAUUGACCUGUACGAUGUCCGGCGGAGGCCCUGGUAUAUCCAAGGAGCUUCAUCCCCCAAAGACAUGGUCAUCCUCGUGGAUGUGAGUGGCAGUGUGAGUGGUUUAACUCUGAAGCUGAUUAAAGCGUCAGUUACAGAAAUGUUGGACACUCUGUCUGAUGACGAUUACGUUAAUGUGGCACGGUUUAAUGAGAAGGCGGAGGCAGUGGUGCCGUGUUUUAAACAUUUGGUUCAGGCGAAUGUGAGGAACAAGAAAAUCUUUAAAGAGCACGUGGCACAGAUGCAGGCCAAAGGCACGACAGACUACAAGUCAGGAUUCCACUUCGCCUUCAACCAGCUGCUCAACAAGACAAAUGUCCCCAGAGCAAACUGUAAUAAAAUAAUAAUGUUGUUUACGGACGGAGGUGAGGAUCGAGCUCAGGACAUCUUCGAGCAGUACAACUGGCCCAACAAGACGGUGCGAGUGUUCACGUUCUCAGUGGGGCAGCACAACUAUGAUGUCACGCCGCUGCAGUGGAUCGCCUGCGCUAACAAAGGUUACUAUUUUGAGAUCCGCUCCAUCUGCGCCAUCAGGAUUAACACCCAGGAGUAUCUGGACGUGCUCGGUCGCCCCAUGGUCUUGGCUGGGAGAAGUGCCAAGCAGGUUCAGUGGACCAACGUUUAUCAGGACGCCCUGGGUUUGGGCUUGGUGGUGACCGGGACACUGCCUGUCUUUAAUCUGACUAUGGAUGGAAACUCUCAGAAUCAGCUGAUCCUGGGAGUGAUGGGCGUGGACGUUCACCUGGACGAACUGAAGAGACUUGCACCGCGCUAUAAUCUGGGAGCCAACGGCUACAUUUUUGCCAUCGAUCCAAACGGAUAUCUGCUCCUUCACCCAAACCUGCAGGCCAAGGUGGUGGACCUGCCUGAACCCGUGACUCUGGAUUUCUUGGAUGCUGAGGUGGAAGACGGCAAUAAACAAGAGAUCCGGAGGCAGAUGAUAGAUGGCCGAGCAGGUGAGAUGACCAUCAAGACCCUCGUCAAGUCAAUGGAUGAGCGCUAUAUAGACGAGGCGGUGCGAACAUACGCUUGGACCCCCAUCAAUAACACUGAUUACAGCCUGGGCCUGGUGCUGCCUCCAUACAGCGACUACUACAUCCAGGCUGACCUGAGUGAUGUCAUGCUCCAACUGCAGUAUCUGCAGUCUCUGCUGCCCAGCUCAUUCGAGUCAGCCGGACACGUCUUCCUGGCCCCGAGAGAAUACUGCAAGCGCCUGCACAUCUCCGAGAACAAUACUCAGUUUCUGGAGAGCUUCCUGUCACUGAUGGUGGAGAUCACACCAGAGACCGAGGACUGUGACCAAGGCCUGAUUCACAAUGCUAUUCUGGGCUCGGGGAUCAUCUGGCAGCUGGCCACCAAGGCUUGGAAGAACAAGGACCUGAACACGUACGGCUUCCUGGCGUUGUUCGCGUCCACUGAUGGAGGUGUUACGAGAGUUUAUCCAAACACAGCGGCGGAAUUUUGGGAUGAAGAUUUAGAGCCACUGAAUUCCAUCUUCUACCACCGCAGCCUGGACAAUAAGGGCUACAUCUUCAGAGCCCCAACUCGAACAUCCCUGGAGGACCCUUUGAUGACGGAGAACGGCCCCUUGGGGAUCCUCGUCACGACAGCUGUUGAGGUUACGGUCCAAGGCAAAACGCUGAAACCAGCAGUGGUGGGCGUCAAGCUGGAUUUGGAGGCAUGGGUCGACAAGUUCAAGAUUCUGGCCAGCAACGUGUCUGACAGCAGGCAAGGCUCUCACAAGUGUGGUCCUUCCAGGUCCUGUGAGAUGGACUGUGAGGUCAACAGUGAUGAUCUGCUCUGCUACCUGAUCGAUGACGGCGGCUUUCUGGUGAUGUCUAAUCAGAGAGACCACUUGAAAAAGGUCGGUUUGUUUUUCGGAGAAGUAGAUCCCUACCUAAUGCACGCACUCUAUAAUAACUCCAUCUAUGGCCGAAGGCAAACGUUCCAGUACCAGUCGACAUGUGAGCCAACGUCCAGCAGCCACACAGGAGCUGCACCACGCCACUUCCUUGUGCCCUCCAUCACAGACUUGCUCAAUUUGGCCUGGUGGACAUCUGCGGUUGCUUGGUCUGUGCUGCAGCAGCUUUUCUAUGGCCUUGCGUACAACACCUGGUUUAACACAGGUGAUUUUGCAUUUGCUGAAGGUACAGAGAGCAGAGGAAGCAGCAACUGUGUGACUAUUCAGAGUCAGUUCUUCUUCACCAACACCACCAACUCCUUCAACAUGCUGCAGGACUGUGGAAACUGCUCCAGGUUAUUCCAUGCUAAGAGGAUAGAAAACACCAACCUGCUGUUUGUGGUGGCUGAAACUCUUCCCUGCAGCUCCUGCGAGAUCGAGAAGCUCACACAAGUCAGGAUGGAGUUUCAGGAGGAAAUUCCUUGUGAUGUGUUGAACGCUGCUCGAUACCGGAAAGGACCUGAGAAGUGCUUUGAUUACAAUUCUAUGGAGAACACGUCGGAGUGUGGGCGGGCUCACUCAUUGCGCUGUCCAAUCUGGAUCCUUCUCUGGGUCCAGUUAAUGAUACUUUACCUCACCGUACGAUCUUAAGCCUCUCUGUUCAUCCUGCUCCCGUCUAACCUUGUCAAACUUCCAUAAUCCCUGCGGCUUCUUCGCUCUUCUUCUCCUCUUCAGUGCUUCUUUCUGCUUCUAUUGUCUUCCCAGAAUUCCCUCGGUCCUUUUGCCCUAUUCUGAAGUGCUUUGAUAUUCUCAACACAUCCAGAUGGGUUGAUUGAGAUGCUGUGUGUCUUAGUAACCUGUCGUUGUGCAUAUCUUCUACAGACUAUUCUGGGUCUUGUAUUUAAUGAGAGUUUAUAAAAAAAUAAUAAUAAUUUUGCAAAACAGAUUGCUGUAAAUGCAAAUGAGUGUGCUUGCCGAAUCCAGCACUCUAUAUACACACACACACACGUGUGUGUGUGUGUAUGUAUAUAUAUAUAUAUAUAUAUAUAUAUAUAUAUAUAUAUAUAUAUAUAUAUGACAACAUGGCUGUUGGAUCGUGACCAGUCUUUACAAUCAUGCUUAUACUUUAUUUAUUUAUUUAUUUGUUUGUUUGUUUAUUUAUUUAUUUAUUUUGCUAAAGUCUCAAUCUUUCCUAGCGCUGCUAUCAUACCAGAGCUUUGUGGUUGUGGAGUUUACAUUUGUCCCUUUUUAGGUCUGUAUUUCCUGCCUGGAGGUAAAAUGACAUAUAAAAAAGAUAUGUCAAGAAUGUUUAAAAGGCACAUAGUCUGCACAAAUCAAAAUGACUGCCUGGUUUGCUACCGAAAGGUCCCUUGGUGAACUUGGUCCUCCUAUUGGACAGACACAAGGUACAGAAUUUAAGUUUUAGGCAGUCCUGAACAAAAAGGUUGUGAGUGAAAAACAUUUGGAAAAAAAACCUUAAUUUCAGUCCUGUUGAGGACGUUCCCUCAAAAGUACUUGGACUUGGCUGUCCAAAAUGGGCUGGAACUUGUGUCAUGUUUUAUUAUUAAAAAAAAGUAGAAUAUUGAGUAAUUUAUCACUCUUCCCAUUGAUAUAUUUUGCCAUGCAAAGGACUGAUUAGCCAUGAUUGCAUAAUCACUAACCUUUUUUUUCAUUUCUUCCAUUGGACAUACUGUUCAUCUUAAUAUUUUAGUCCAUUUUAACCACGUGGCUAGCUGUGUAACAUCAGAACCACGGCAGUUGAUAUAACGUUAAUGUUGCACGGUGCUCAAAGCUGUUCGAUGUUAAACCAAAUAAGUGAGGUAUGUGAAAUAUGUUAGUACUGAUACAACCAGUUUGCAUUUGGCCAUUCAAAUUAUAACCCAGGAACAUUUAUCAGAAUCAUCCAAUUCCUUUCACUUGAACUAAUGAACUAGUCGAAGGGUUGAUGUUGAUGAGGGUGUCUUGAAACCAGUAUCCGAGUGUAGACUAUAAAAAUGUUUUUGCUAGGACAUAAAUUAAUAACUGGUGCUGUUGAUGUCACCUGGAACAUUAAUACUACACUGAUGUCUUCAGCAGUGGCUCCCUGACUUCCUUAUCUAACACACAUUUAUAAAAUUCACUUGGGCUAAUGAGGUGAGAUGCCUUAAGAUGGCAGAUGACAAGGGGAAGUCAAUGACUGGGCGUUAAAAACCAUUUUUUAUGUUUUUAAGUUUUAUAUCUCCAUGCUCCCUAUUACAAGCUCUGGGUUACUGCCUCCUGCUUCUCUCUCUGUGUCUCUGUAGGAAAGCGAUUUGCUCAUUGUAUUCGUGUAAAUAUAAAGCUUCAGUACUAUGUUUAUCUUAUACAGUGGUCUUUUUCUUUUCUUUUGAUUAGACUAAUGUAUUGUUUUCUCUGUGCAUGACGGGAUAGUGCCCGUGCGACCGAUUCCAGGGCUAAUACUAAAGUGGUUUCCAUUUCAUUAUGCAGUGCACUGUAGGGCCUAAGGCUAAGCUUUAAUAGCCACUCAACACCCUGUUUAGUGCAUUCGAUGUCAGAGAGGGAGCCAUUUCAGAGCACAGAACCUCUCCACAGGGCGACAAUUGCAGCUUGGAAACUGCCCAAGAUUCUGAUGUUAUCAUGUACGUUUGGGGGGAAAAAAAAAUAAAGAUUUUGCGUCCUUUUUAAGAGCUUUUUUGAAAUGUGUGACGAGAUACUGCAUGGGUGUAUGUAUUUAGUUGAAGUUUUUUUUUUUUUUUUCCAACAGGCCAAUUAGUCAUUAGCAGUGUUUUAUUUAAAUGUUCUAUUUAUGAGUUGAUAUACUGUUGAUAGUUCAGGCAGAAGGAGAUAUAUUUGAUAUUAAUAUGAUGAAACAGUAACGUUCUGUCUCAGCACUAGUUGAAGAAGAUCUGAGCUUGAAGGGACGAUGCGUAUUCGGUGUUCCUUAAAUCCAGAUCUUUGAUAAAGUUUGAUGGUUUGUGUAGAUUUUCAACUGAAUUUUGUGUUGAGAUGUUUUAAUAUUCACAAUGUUUGAAUUAAUAUCUUUAGCUAAUUUAAAAGUGUAAAUGGAGAAAAACCGAGGACGUGAGAAUGACAGCAUGAUAUCACUUUGUGUGGUUCGAUUUUGCUUGAUGUGUGAAUUUUAUUAAAAAGGCUAUUUUAAAUAACUGUCAUUUAUUUGCCACUUAUGAACGUAUGUACGCUGUCAUUAUUAUGAAAAAGCUUCUAGAAUGGCAAUGGGUUUAUUUAUGUGAAUAGGUGUCUGUCUCCCUCUUUUUUUAUCUCCUAAUUUUUGCUGCUGUGAGGGGGAUUUUGUUUCUUCAAGUCUUCCGUAUUGUUUGUUUUGUACAGAUAGCACAAAUAUGUCUUGAAGCACUAACUUUGUAACAUAUUAUGUCAUUCACCUCUUAAAAACUGCAAAAAGAAAAUGUUUAUAAGAGAAUUGGUGAUAAAGACAUUCAUAUUUUUCACGUCAAACUUUCUGGAAGAUGUGUUUGUUGUUUAUUGUUUAUCGUUUAUUUCCUGGAUAGAAAUAAAAAACAAUUAACACUUUACAAUUAACACUA
This is a messenger RNA of Hemibagrus wyckioides, 6580 nucleotides long. RefSeq names its product calcium channel, voltage-dependent, alpha 2/delta subunit 2b (gene cacna2d2b). The transcript has 40 exons. The coding region runs from base 396 to 3689 and encodes 1097 amino acids. Gene Ontology annotation, molecular function: voltage-gated calcium channel activity. The record is from RefSeq and is a predicted model, not a curated record. Gene Ontology annotation, cellular component: voltage-gated calcium channel complex. NCBI's taxonomy places the organism in Eukaryota, Metazoa, Chordata, Actinopteri, Siluriformes, Bagridae.